UCUCUUUUCUAUACAGAUUGCUACAGUGCUUUUCCUGCAUUUUUGGACAGCGACUUCUGUGUUUCACACCUGCCUAAUAACAUCUGAGUUUUUUUGGCUUCUCCAUUGUUCAGUUAAUAACAUCUUCAUCUGAACAGUGUAAGAGAGAGCCAGGGGUUCCUUAGGGAAGGCCUCCCUCGGGGUGGCCGGCCUUGUGCCGCCCCCUUUUUUUCCCCUUAGGAGAAUCUUCUUUAAGAGAUUUCGACGAUGGAGAAAUCAUUGAGAAAUCCAUCUCUCAAGACGCUGUACUCCGUCCUGAAGAACUUCAGGGAGGAAUAUACAGACUUUGAGGCCCUUGCCUCUUAUUACGAAGAUCACUACUGGGUCCAAUACAGCAAGAACUUCAACAUAAAACACUUCCUUCUUACGUGUAUUGAGGACCCGAGGAUGAGGGCUAAGGAGAACAUUGCCCAAUACAGUUUAAUGCUCGACUCACUGGAAGUGCUCAAGAGGGAACGUGCCUCCCUCAAGAAUGCCAAGCUGCCUCCUGGUCAUCCAACACGACUGCAAAACCGGAGGCAGAAAUAUGAGUAUCUGCGGCUGGAGAAUACCAUCAAAGAUCAUUUUUGCCAGUUUCAAAUCGAGCUCUUGAGGGAGCAGAAGCUGCGGGAAGCUGCUCGUAAGAAACACACGCACAAACAAACUCCUGCAGCUAAAGAAAAGGAGGAUGGAGCCACUGCAGCAGCAGAAGAGGGAGCUCUUGCCUCACAGGGGAAAGAAGGAGCAAAAGAAAAAGAAGAGGAGGAAGAAGCAGCUCCCGGAAAAGAACAGCAAGAGGAGCAACAGGAGAAGAUGGAGGAGCAAUCUCCUGCAGUGAAAGAACAGGUAGGAAUGAAGAGGAAAAGGAAUGAAGAGGAAGGAGCAGAUGGAGAAGAAGAAGCUCCUCCAAGGAAGCGGCCAAGGAAGGACUAGAGGAUUUAGUGUUCCACCAGAAGACUCUUCAGACAGUUCUGCUGCCACCAACGCAACCCUGCUAUUUGCAUGCCUUCUGUGGCUGUUUGUGCGUGUCUAUGUGUGUCUGUGAGUGUUUGUCUAUGUUUGUGUGUGUCUGUGUCUAGCCAUGAUCCAGGGUAUAAACCGACUGCCGUUUGAAGGAGUCAGGAAGGAAUUUUUACCCUCAGUUCAAAUUGGCCAAGUGCUGGGGUUUUUUGCCUUCCUCUGGAUCAUCAGCUGUUGAUUAUUGUUGAUGCCCAACAAUAAUUGCAUAUUUAAAUCAAUAAAUCUCCUGUUCCCACCAACAGGUUUCCCAUAAA
Xenopus laevis (African clawed frog) is the source of this 1292-nucleotide messenger RNA. RefSeq lists its product as uncharacterized. Lineage: Eukaryota; Metazoa; Chordata; Amphibia; Anura; Pipidae. The record is from RefSeq and is a predicted model, not a curated record. The coding region runs from base 247 to 951 and encodes 234 amino acids. The transcript has 10 exons.